UUUACGCCGUCGCCUGCCUUUCGUAUCGUCUCCGAAGAACUGACGCGAUUUUACGGAAUUCUAGACGUUUGUAGACCACUAACCACCACAGACCUACAGAGAAGAGAAAUGGAUGAAACUGAAGACAAAACAUUGGAGAGUGAGGAGAGCAGUUUUAAAACAAUUCCCGAGUCAUCCUUUACUAUGAACAGCCAUACCGGAGAAAAUCAUGGGGAAUAUGCAUCAGCACAACACCUAGCAGAACACACCGGUGGGAAACGCUACAUGUGUGGGGAGUGUGGGCACAGGACAGGUAAAAAGUCUGACUUACUCAAGCAUAUGAAAACCCAUACUGGAGAAAAAUCCUACAAGUGUGACCAGUGUGACUAUUCUGCAGCACGGAAAUCUUAUUUAGACUAUCAUCUCACCAAGCACACUGGUGAGAAACCCUACAUGUGUGUGGAGUGUGGGUACAGGGCAGCUCGAAAGGCUGACUUAUCCAAACAUAUGAAAAUACAUUCAGGUGAAAAACCCUACAAAUGUGACCAGUGUGACUUUUCUGCAGUACAGAAAUCUUCUUUGAACAGACAUCUCGCAAAACACACUGGUGAGAAACCCUACAUGUGUGGGGAGUGUGGGUACAGGGCAGCUCAACCGUGUGAUUUAUCUCGACAUAUGAAAACCCAUACAGGAGAAAAACCCUACAAGUGUGAGGAAUGUGGAUACAGGACAGCUCGAAAGGCUGACUUAUCCAAACAUAUGAGAGUACAUACAGGUGAAAAACCCUACAAAUGUGACCAGUGUGACUAUUCUGCAGCACACAAAUGCCAUUUAGACUAUCAUCUCACCAAACACACUGGUGAGAAACCCCACAUGUGUGGGGAGUGUGGGUACAGGACAGCUCGAAAGGUUGACUUAUCCAAACAUAUGAGAAUACAUACAGGUGAAAAACCCUACAAAUCUAGAAAGGCUGACUUAUCCAAACAUAUGAGAACCCAUACAGGAGAAAAACCCUACAAGUGUGGCCAUUGUGACUAUUCUGCAGCGCACAAAUCCACUUUGGACCAACAUCUCUCGAAACACACUGGUGAGAAACCCUACAUGUGUGGGGAGUGUGGCUACAGGGCGGAUUGGAAGUCUAAUUUAUCUCGUCAUAUGAGAACCCAUACAGGAGAAAAACCCUACAAGUGUGACCAUUGUGACUAUUCUGCAGCUCGGAAAUCCAAAUUGGACCAACAUCUCUCAAAACACACUGGUGAGAAACCCUACAUGUGUGGGAAGUGUGGAUACAGGGCAGGUCGAAAGGACACGUUAUCCCGACAUACGAGAAUCCAUACAGGAGGAAAAACCAACAAAUGUGACCAGAAUGACUCUUCUGGAGCACGGAAAUCUGGUUCUGACCAACACCUAGCAGAACACGUUGGCGAGAAACCCUACAUGUGUGUGAAGUGUGGGUACAGGACAAACUUAAUGUAUGCCUUAUCCCAACACAUGAAAACCCACAUAGAAGAAAACCCUUAUAACUGCCAUCUCUGCAGCUACUCUGCAGCUUCGAAACAUCUCAUGUCUUCUCAUUUGAUAAGUCAUGAGAAAGAAGCUAAAUCUACAACUGUGACAAAUGAACAACCGACAACUUUGUCCUCAUGUGAAGUGAAAGUCAAAAUGGAAGAAGAACCUCUCCAGGAGUGACCAUGAUAGCUGUGUUAAUCUGUACCUGGGCC
Messenger RNA from Branchiostoma belcheri (Belcher's lancelet), 1700 nucleotides. RefSeq names its product gastrula zinc finger protein XlCGF57.1-like. NCBI's taxonomy places the organism in Eukaryota, Metazoa, Chordata, Leptocardii, Amphioxiformes, Branchiostomatidae. Gene Ontology annotation, molecular function: DNA-binding transcription factor activity, RNA polymerase II-specific; RNA polymerase II transcription regulatory region sequence-specific DNA binding. The transcript is spliced from 4 exons. The record is from RefSeq and is a predicted model, not a curated record. Gene Ontology annotation, biological process: regulation of transcription by RNA polymerase II. Gene Ontology annotation, cellular component: nucleus. Bases 109 to 1668 code for a protein of 519 amino acids.